UGACUGACUAUGCGUUCCAUUCGAACCAAACGUUUGGCUUCAAAAAAACGUCUGAAAAAUAAAUUUUUAGCCAAACAUUACAUUUGCAUUCACUGACUGACUGACUGUCUGUCCAAACAGUGUGUGUGUGUCUUCAUUAUCAUCCAUCCAUUCAUCACUAGUAGUAGUAGUAGUAGUAGUAGUAGUAGUAGUCAUGUCUCAAGUAAUGAUCAACCGAUUGGUCACCGAUUACGGUAUUGUCAUCGACACCAACAACAACAACAACAACACCAAUACUAGCAACGAAUGGUCUCAACAAUCAUCUGAACCGCACUCCCACUGCCAUCAACAGCAUCAGCAGCAGCUGCUGACCAACAGCUAUAGCUAUUGGUCAACAAUCGGUCCACAAUUGAUCCACAAUACUACUAGCCAUACAUGCAAUUACAGCCAUAACCAGAACAACAACAACAAUCCAAACAGUUAUUCAGCGCAACAGUUGCUGUUGUCGGCGGCGGCGGUGUCUUCGUCGUCGUCGUUAUCGUCGGGCCGACCAUCUAGUCUAGCAACGAGUAGUCCAUCAGUGGCGGCCAACAACAACAGUUCAGUGGUGCCAAUGGUUGGCGACUAUCAGGACUUUGCACUGACCAAGAAAGACAUCUAUACAUUCAAACGACUACUUGAGGAACCGUUAGUCGAAGAACUACUUCUGUGGGAUAAAUGUUGUCUAUUGGCCGACAAAUAUCUGCUGGCAAUGGCUCUGACCUAUUUCAAGAGGGCUGGUCUAAGGCACCAACAGUUUACACCCGUCUAUCUGAUGGUAGCCUUAUAUCUGGCCCACGAUAUGGAAGAGGAUGACCUGGACAUGAAGCUGGAUUUGGUACGGUUUGCAAUGUCCGAUACGGUUACCGAAAGCAAACAUCGGCUAUUCCUACGCAAACGAGACAAACUCUGGCAUCAGAUGAACUUCAGGGCAGCUGUCAAUCACGUCUGUUGCGAUGCCAUCAUGAAGUACUGUCUGCCCGACCACAAGAUCUGGCGUCGCGAACGAUCCAUCAGUCACGGCGGCGUAUGUUUGCCGCCGCACGUCAAGACAGUCGUCCACAAAGAGAUGCAUUUAGUCAACUCGUAUGUCGAAUGCAAUGUCCAAUGUAUUGUCUGUCUGUCGCAUGCAGUGAUGCGCCGCAAACGACAGGCCAGUGUCCAAUCGGCGGCUUCGACGAUGACGACAGUGGCCGCCUCCGAAUCCCAUAAUAACUGUGUCCAUCAAUUAGUAGUUAAAUCGAAAUUGAUGUCCACAUUGUCGGCAUUUUCGGCACCGUUUGUACCGCAAAACUAUUAUUACACACAAACUAUUCAUAGCGGCCCUGAAGAGUAAUAGUAGGGUAACGGCAGUCGUAGUGGUGGUGAAGUU
Molecule: messenger RNA, 1390 nt
Organism: Oppia nitens
Lineage: Eukaryota; Metazoa; Arthropoda; Arachnida; Sarcoptiformes; Oppiidae
Product: speedy protein A-like
Exons: 1
Coding region: 194-1354 (386 amino acids)
Biological process (GO): positive regulation of cyclin-dependent protein serine/threonine kinase activity
Molecular function (GO): protein kinase binding
Source: RefSeq, a predicted model, not a curated record